UGGCAACAGCGCUCAGUGCUCCUCUAGUACUCUUUUCAGAUGGCAUCUCCAGAACGACAAGAGCUCAUUCGCAGUGCUGUAUCGUUCCUUUCUGAUAUCAAAACCCAGCAGGCACCUUUAGCUCAGCGAAUUCAGUUUCUCCAAGCCAAAGGUUUGACAGGCCCUGAAAUCGACGAUGCCCUAAAAUUAGCGGGAAAUAACCAAACGCCCCCUCCACAAUAUGUCCAAUACCCCCCUGACUAUGCGCGCUCUCCGUACAUGGGUCCUCCCACAGCGCACAGAUGGGAUUGGAGAGACUACUUCAUAGCAUCCGUCGUCGCGGGGAGCACUGCACUUGGUGCUUAUACGCUGCUCAAGAAAUAUCUUCUCCCCCAUCUUUGGUCGCCAACGACAAACGCGUACAUAGAGGAUCGGGAUGCAUUGGACGUGCAUUUUGAUGCUGCUGAGGCCUUGUUGAAGGAAAUACAAGCCGAAACCGUUGCCGUCCGGACUGCAGUAGAGGAGCAGAAGGAAAGAGUCGAUAAAGUGACUCAAGAAGUAGAUGCUGUCGUGCAAGAAUUGCGAGAAGGUGAGACGAAGACAAGGGAUGAAAUGCGAGAAAUAAAAGACGAGGUUCAGAACGUGCGCGAAAUGCUCCCCAAGAUGAUCGAGAAAAAUAAGGAAGUACAGAAACAGUCGCUUUCCGAACUUCAGCAAGAGGUCAAGUCGAUGAAGGCACUGCUACUUAGUCGCGGGUCCGGCCCAAUGUCCAGCUCUAACUCCGCACCUCUCUCGUCCAUUCCGGCCAGACCUUCAUUACCAGUAUGGCAGCUGGCAGCCGCUUCAUCUGCUUCUGGUACGGACCUGGCUUCUACUCCUGGUUCUUUGCCAGACACAAGUCCCUUCUCUGUUCCUCCCGUGCUACCAAACGGAAAAGGCAAAGAAGUAGAAUUACCAUCUUCCGUCUCGUCAUAGUCCACGCCCUCGUAGGAGGGUUUUAUUCUCCUAGUAAUCGGCUACUUAUAAAGAGUGAUUUCCGCA
Serpula lacrymans var. lacrymans S7.9 is the source of this 1020-nucleotide messenger RNA. RefSeq lists its product as uncharacterized. Gene Ontology annotation, molecular function: signaling receptor binding. Gene Ontology annotation, biological process: protein import into peroxisome matrix, docking. Gene Ontology annotation, cellular component: peroxisomal importomer complex; peroxisomal membrane. The transcript has 5 exons. The record is from RefSeq and is a predicted model, not a curated record. NCBI's taxonomy places the organism in Eukaryota, Fungi, Basidiomycota, Agaricomycetes, Boletales, Serpulaceae. The coding region runs from base 40 to 954 and encodes 304 amino acids.